AUGGCCGACUUCGAAACCGCAAUCCAGCAAGCUAUUGACGCAGAAGAGAUUCCCGGCUGCGUCCUUCUCGCUACAAAUCGCGAUGGCUCUUUCGAAUACACGAAAACCUUCGGCAGCACGUCCAUGAAGUCUGAGAACGCCAGACCCAUCCAGCUCAAUACUGUGAUGUGGGUAGCAUCCUGCACCAAGCUCAUGACAUCAAUCUGCGCUCUGCAGCUCGUCGAGCGCGGCCAACUAACCCUCGAUGCUCCGGUCUACACUCACAUCCCAGAACUAAAGGACUUCAAGAUUCUCAGAACAUUCGAUAACGAAGGAAAGCCAGUUGAAGUGCAGCACACCAAGCCGAUUACCCUGCGCACGCUCUUGACGCACACGAGUGGCCUAUCCUACGAUGCAAUGCACCCCAAGCUCCUCGCAUGGCUCGCCUACCACUCACGAGAGCCAAGCGUAGGUGCAAAACUGCUGCAACGUUUCGAUGCACCGCUCGUCUUCGAGCCAGGGGAGAGCUGGAUGUAUGGCUCUGGUAUCGACUACGCCGGUUUGCUCAUCGAGCGCGUGACCGGCCUCAGGCUUGAGGAGUAUAUGCGCCAGAAUCUCUGGCAGCCACUCGGGAUCAAAGACAUGACAUUCCAGCUCAAAUCGCGCCCGGACAUGAAAGAAAGGAUGGCGGACAUGAGUACGAGGGAUGAGGAGUCAGGGAAGGUCAGGUACACGGACGCCAAAAUGACUUAUCGGGAUGUGGACGGAGAGGAAGUGCAGGAUUGCAUGGGUGGACAGGGCGUUUUCACUAGUCCAGAGGAGUAUAUCAAGAUCCUGCAUGCUGUUUUGACGACGGACGAGGAUGAGAAGCUGCUAAAGAAGGAUACGCUCAGCGAGUUCUUCACACCACAGUUGAACGAGGGUGCUUCGGCGGCCAUGAAUGCAAUGAUGCAGGACGAUAUGGUGUGUCUAGCGGUAUGA
This is a messenger RNA of Ascochyta rabiei, 960 nucleotides long. RefSeq lists its product as uncharacterized. NCBI's taxonomy places the organism in Eukaryota, Fungi, Ascomycota, Dothideomycetes, Pleosporales, Didymellaceae. The coding region runs from base 1 to 960 and encodes 319 amino acids. The record is from RefSeq and is a predicted model, not a curated record. The transcript has 2 exons.